This is a messenger RNA of Sphenostylis stenocarpa, 1179 nucleotides long. The record is from the annotation of a GenBank genome assembly. NCBI's taxonomy places the organism in Eukaryota, Viridiplantae, Streptophyta, Magnoliopsida, Fabales, Fabaceae.
AUGGAAAACUGUCUCAUCCACCACCACCAUCACACACUCCUCACUCUCCCGUCAUCUUUAUCAUCAUCUCAUAAACCCCACUUCAGAUUCUUCACGAGGCCUGAUUUUGGUGGCGGUGCUGCUGCUUUUUCUUCUUCCUCUUGUUUGUUAUACCAUAGGCGUAGACCCUUCAUCAGAGCAAGUGCUGGAGCCAGCCCAUGUGAGUUUAGCAGCCUGAACUCUCCUUUGGAGCCACGUUCCAUGGUGGGGAAGUUCCUCAGUGGUGUGCUUCAGAACCACCCUCAGAUGUUCCAUGUUGCUGUUGGGGAAGAGCUCAAGCUCUUGGCUGAGGAUCGUGAUGCGGCACAUGCUCGCAUGGUGCUUGGUUCUGCCACCGAUGAGGCCCUCCUUCACAGGAGGAUUGCACAAGUAAAAGAGAAUCAAUGUCAAAUUGCUGUAGAAGAUGUUAUGUACUUGCUGAUUUUUUACAAGUUUUCUGAGAUCAGGGUCCCUUUGGUACCAAAACUUUCUAGUUGCCUUUACAAUGGCAGGCUAGAGAUAUUGCCUUCUAAGGACUGGGAACUAGAGUCUAUUCAUAGCUUGGAAGUUUUGGAUAUGAUAAGGGAACACAUAACUACUGUAACUGGUUUGAAAGCAAAAUGUAGUGUAUCUGAGUGUUGGGCAACAACCCAAGUUAGGCAAUUCUUACUUGCCCGAGUUUAUGUUGCCUCCAUAUUAUAUGGUUACUUUUUGAAGUCAGUUUCAUUGAGGUACCACCUAGAACGAAAUCUAUCCUUGGCUAACCAUGAUGUUCACCUUGGUCAUAGGACUUCCCUCAUGUGUUCUUAUGGAUUCAAAGAUGCCAUCUUUGGCCAGUUGAGUAACAUGCCAUCCUUAGGGCAAGGAUUAGUCAGGCCAGAAGAGGAAAUUGAGGACUUAAAAUGUUAUGUUAUGAGCUUCCAUCCUGGAUCAUUGCAGAGAUGUGCCAGAUUGAGAUCUAAGGAGGCUGUGAAUUUGGUUGGUAGUUAUAGUUGUGCACUUUUUAACAGCAAGGAAUCGGGUUCAAUUGAGGAUAAUGAUGUUAUUUUGACUUCAUUUUCUAGCUUGAAGAGACUAGUCUUGGAAGCUGUUGCUUUUGGAAGUUUCCUGUGGGAGACAGAAGAUUACAUUGAUAAUGUCUAUAAGCUUAAGGACGACUAA